Messenger RNA from Equus quagga, 4763 nucleotides. RefSeq names its product bromodomain containing 9 (gene BRD9). The transcript has 14 exons. NCBI's taxonomy places the organism in Eukaryota, Metazoa, Chordata, Mammalia, Perissodactyla, Equidae. Bases 152 to 2068 code for a protein of 638 amino acids. The record is from RefSeq and is a predicted model, not a curated record. Gene Ontology annotation, biological process: regulation of transcription by RNA polymerase II. Gene Ontology annotation, cellular component: nucleus.
GCCGCGGGGCCCGCUUCCGGCGCGGCCGGGCGACCUCCGCGGGCGAGGUGGGCAGUGAGCUAGGGCGGCUGGGGCGGCGGCCGUGCUCGGGGUUCCGCGCUGCUGCCUCGGGCCCCGGGCCCACCCCACCGCCUCCGCCGCCGCCGCCGCCAUGGGCAAGAAGCACAAGAAGCACAAGACCGAGUGGCGCUCGUCGUACGAAGAUUACACGGACAAGCCCCUGGAGAAGCCGCUGAAGCUGGUCCUCAAGGUCGGAGGAAGCGAAGUGACUGAACUCUCGGGGUCUGGCCACGACUCCAGUUACUACGACGACAGGUCAGACCACGAGCGAGAGAGGCACAAAGAGAAGAAGAAGAAAAAGAAGAAGAAGUCGGAGAAGGAGAAGCAUCUUGAUGACGAAGAAAGGAGGAAGCGGAAGGAGGAGAAGAAGCGCAAGCGGGAGAAGGAGCACUGCGACACGGAGGGGGAAGCCGACGACUUCGACCCCGGGAAGAAGGUGGAGGUGGAGCCGCCCCCCGACCGACCAGUGCGAGCCUGCCGGACGCAGCCAGCUGAAAACGAGAGCACGCCUAUUCAGCAACUGCUAGAGCAUUUCCUCCGCCAGCUGCAGAGAAAAGAUCCUCAUGGAUUUUUUGCUUUUCCUGUCACGGAUGCAAUUGCUCCUGGAUACUCGAUGAUAAUAAAACAUCCGAUGGAUUUUGGGACAAUGAAAGACAAAAUUGUAGCUAAUGAAUACAAGUCAGUCACGGAAUUUAAGGCAGAUUUCAAACUGAUGUGCGAUAAUGCGAUGACGUACAACAGACCAGACACUGUGUACUACAAGUUAGCGAAGAAGCUCCUUCACGCAGGCUUUAAGAUGAUGAGCAAAGAGCGGCUGCUGGCUUUGAAGCGCAGCGUGUCGUUCAUGCAGCACGUGGAUUUCUCUCAGCAGGCAGCUCUCCUGGGCAGUGAGGACGCCGCUGCUGAGGAGCCUGCUCCCGAGGUUGUGCCUGUGCAAGUAGAGACUGCCAAGAAAUCCAAAAGGCCGAGCAGAGAAGUCAUCAGCUGCAUGUUUGAGCCAGAAGGGAACGCUUGCAGCCUGACCGACAGCACGGCAGAAGAGCACGUGCUGGCCCUGGUGGAGCAUGCAGCUGACGAGGCUCGGGACAGGAUCAGCCGACUCCUCCCAGGCAGCAAGUUGCAGCCUCGCCAGUGUCGCAGUGGUGCCUUUGUCCCCAGAGGGUCCAGCUCGGGAGCACGUGCUGCAGUCCUCACUGGCCGCUGGUACCUGCUGGCCAUGUCUCCUGGGAGGGAGGGACGGGCUCCGGGCACCUCUCGGGCAGGCCCCUCGCUCACAGGAGUGAUGUGUAGUGUUUGGACGCCUGCGGUCGGGUCCCGUCGCCUGGGUGUUGACCUUCGUCACUGGAUAGAGGCGGAGCCCACCAGGCUUCUCCACUGUCUCUGUCUUGUUGAAGCUUCGGUAGGAAUCUCUGCGGUGGUGGAAGUCACGGGCCGUCCCUCGGCGGACGGGCUCAGGCGCACUUCCUUGCAGAUGGGCUACCUAAAGAAGAACGGAGACGGCAGCCUGCUCUACAGCGUGGUCAACGUGGCCGAGCCGGAUGCUGACGAGGAGGAGACCCACCCGGUGGACCUUAGCUCGCUCUCCAGCAAGCUGCUCCCCGGCUUCACCACACUGGGCUUCAAAGACGAGAGAAGGAGCAGAGUCACGUUUCUCUCAAGUGCCAGCACCGCGCUGUCAAUGCACAAUAACUCAGUGUUUGGUGACUUGAAGUCGGAUGAAACGGAGCUGCUCUACUCUGCCUACGGAGACGAGACGGGUGUGCAGUGCGCACUGAGCCUGCAGGAGUUCGUGAAGGAUGCUGGGAGCUACAGCAAGAAGAUGGUGGAUGACCUCCUGGACCAGAUCACAGGCGGGGACCACUCACGGAUGCUCUUCCAGCUGAGGCAGGUUGUAAGAGAAGAAGAAUUUGCUACAGACGGCCGUGGCCUGAACAGCCCCAAACACUUGCCCCCUGGCCCUUCAGGGAGAAAGUCACCAACUGCCGCUCUAGCUGCCCUCAGAUUUUAACCUUUACAACUCAUUUUCACCAGUGCAUUUUUCGUGUGUCUCAGUGUGUUUUUCUUUGUGCUUAUUCUGCUUAACGUUUGCUGAGCUUCUUGGACCUAUUGGUUUAUAGUUUUCAUUAAGCUUGGAAGAUUUUCAGCCAUUAGUUCCUCAAGUGUCAUUUCUGCCCAUACCCUUCUUUCAUCUUUUCUCUGGGACUUUGACACAUGUGUUGGAUGUUUUGAUAUGUUCCACACAUCACUAGUGCUGUCCUAAUUUUUUCAGUCUUUUUUUCCCUCUUUCAGUUUCAAUUGUUUCUGUUGCCGUGGCUUCACAUUGAGUGAUCUUUCUUAUGCUGUGUCUGAAUCUAUUGUUAAUCCCAGCCAGUGAAUUUUUCAUUUGAGAUACUGUGUUUUUCAUCUCUAGAAUUCCGUUUGGACUUUUUUGCUUAUAACGUUCUCACGUUAUGUUCAUGUUUUCCUUUAAAUCUUGGGCACAUUCAUAAUAUUUAUUAUAGCUGCUUUCAAAGUCCUUCUCCGCUAAUUCUAUGAUCUCUGGCGUUUCUCGAUCUGUCUCUAUUGGCAGAUUUUCCUCUGGUUAGAGGCCAUGAUUUGCUGCUUCAUUGUUUGGGUUCUAGAUAUUAUGCUGUUGAGUCUAGACUGCACCAAUAUAGCAACCACUAGCCACAUGUGGCUACUGGGAAAUUUGGAUGUUACUAGUCUGGAUUUAGAUAUGGUGAAAGUAUGAACUACAAACUAGAACUUGAAAGACUACUCAUGGCGUCGCCCCGUGGCCGAGUGAUUAAGUCCGCGCACUCUGCUUCGGUGGCCCAGGGUCUCGCCGGUUCCACUUCUGGACGCGAGCAUGGCACCGCUCUUCAAGCCAUGCUGAGGCGGCGUCCAGGGGCUCAACCAGAAGGACCUACAACUAGAAUAUACAACUAUGCCCUGGGGGUUUUGGGGAGAAGAAGAAGAAGAAGAUUGGCAACAGGAGUCAGCCCAGGGCCAAUCUUUGGGAAAAAGAAAAGAAAGGCUCGAGGAAGAGGAGGAGCUUGGAGCCUCUCUUCAGCAGGAGCCCUUUAGAGACGUUCGCGACGGGGCUGUAAGACGCCUCAGUGAUGUUAUGUGGACUACAUGUUUGAAUAAAAAUGCUUUCACUGUAUUAGAUUAAGUGAAAUAUGUUAAGAUCAAUUGCACGUUAAGAUUAAUUUUAGUGUGGAUACUAGAAAACUUAAAAUUAGGUGUGUGGUUACAUUAUAUAUUUGUUGGACAAGGCGGGUCUGGAUGUUAUAGUCUUCCUUUAGAGAACGUUGAUGUUCGUUUUGGCAGAGUGGUUACUUCUGAGUCACCUGAUCCUCCUGGCGCUUGUUUUAAGCUGUGUAGGGUGGGUCUGGGCAGCCUUCAGUCUAAGUUUCAAUGAGGCCCCUGCUCUGGCCUGGUGGAGUUGGGGCCUAUCUCGCCCGGCGUGCCUGGCUCUGUAGCAUUUCAUCUGUACCUGCACAGGUUGGCAUCAGCCAGGCUCGAGGUCCCUCCGGGAUGUCCAGAGCCCCUGCUCUCUAGACUGUCCCGCCAGCUGUGAUCUCCCACUCUUCCGCUCGGCACGGCCGCCAUGCUCUGGGUGCUGUUCUCUGCCCUGCUGUCUGCAGGUUUCCUCCGGCGCUGCCUCUGGGCACAGCACCUGAAGCAGGCACCUCCACACCGUGUGGCAGACACAGCGGGAGGCCCUAACAUGUGCUGGCAGCUCAGUUUCCCCUCUAGAUUGCUUUCUAGAUUUUCUGCAAGGGAACUUGUGCUGCAGAGUUUCAUAAUUUUAGAUGUGCCACAGCACUAAAUAACGUAUGAUACUAAAGUGUAUACGUUAGCGGAAGCUUGUAUGAGGUAACAGACAUGAAUGAUGGCAGUAUUUCUUUUUCUGCUUACAAGUUUGUGAAAAUCAUAACACAGGUGAAUCUCAGAAACAUUACUUUGAACAAAAGGUCACAGGUAAAAAGUGUGCAAGCUGAAUAGCUGUUUUUUUUAGGUAUGUACACAGGACUAGGGUAUUUUUAAGGUAAUGCUCCUACCAGAUUGCAAGACAGUGGCUCAGUACAGCAUUCAGGCUGUGAUCUCUGCACGAGGUGGUCACAUGUGCCUGGGUCCCGCUCAGGCUGUGGUCACACACGUGGUGGUGAAGGCUAAGUCCUCUUCCAGACACUCUGUAGGCCAAGAAGGACACAUGGCCCCAUAACCCUGCCCAUCUCGGGGGCGGGGGCACCGUGAGGGUCUUGCCCCAUCAGGAUUUGAACUGGUCCCGGUGCCUCUCAUCUUCAGGCUAAACCACCAGACCCAGUGUUUUUCCUGAGCUGCCCUUGAGACACGGGGUACAAUGUCUGACAUUUUUGUUUUUAGCCAUGCGAGGUUCAGGAACAAGGUUGGGUGUCAUCUCGCUCCUCCUCCUCCUCCAUUUUGUCUUAGGGUGCUCUCAGGCACUCAGCCCCAGGGUCUCGGGGGUGCUACGUGAUUCCGGCCCUCGUGGGUCCCAUUAGCUCUUUCUCUCACACUGUGCCAGCUGUCGAGAAGCCCGCAGGGCCCGGCCCGGUCUUUCCAGUGUAGUUAUGAGCAUGAGGACAGCCCCAGUAGUAGUGCCUGUGCCGGUUUUACUUCACGUGGGUACGUGAUGUGAGGAAAUCUUCCUUCUAUAUGAAAUCGUUUUGGAAAAGCUGGUUUCUUUCUUGUUUUCU